AUGGAGCAACUGAUGGCGAUGCUCGGUGGUGGCAAGAAGGGCGCCAUGAUCGCCGAGGACAAGGCCCUCCCCGGCCGCCAGCAGGCGAUGAAGGUCACCAACAAGCACUACGUCCUCGGCAACCCCAUCCAGGAGCCCUUCCCGGAUAACCUCGAGACGUGCGUCUUCGCCACCGGAUGCUUCUGGGGCACCGAGAAGAUGUUCUGGCGCGUGCCGGGAGUCUACUCAACCUCCGUGGGUUACUGCGCCGGGUACACGCAGAACCCCACGUACGAGGAGGUGUGCAGCGGCCAGACCGGUCACACCGAGGCGGUCCAGGUGGCGUGGGAUCCCACCGUCAUCUCCUUCGCCGAUCUCCUCUCCAUGCACUGGACCUGCCACGACCCGACGCAGGGCAUGAGACAGGGCAACGACGCGGGCACGCAGUACCGGUCCGGUAUCUACUGCUCCACCAAGGCGCAGCUCGAGCUGGCGAAGAAGAGCGCGGAGGUGUACGGCGCGGCGCUCAAGGCGGCGGGCGCGACGCGGGACAUCACCUCCGAGAUCAACGGCCCGGGCGAUAACUGCGUGUACUACUUUGCUGAGGAUUACCACCAGCAGUACCUGGCCAAACCCGGGGCGAGGCCCUACUGCAGCGCGCAGCCCACCGGCGUGCCCGUGCCCGAAGAGUUCCUCAAGGAGAACGGCGCCAAGCUCAGCGCGGGGUACUGGAAGAAGUACGGACCCAGGCCCGGAUGCACCAUCCAGGUGUCCAACGAGCCCGUGCCCGUCGAGGAGGCCCUCAACGCGUGA
This is a messenger RNA of Micromonas commoda, 792 nucleotides long. RefSeq names its product Peptide-methionine--S-oxide reductase. Gene Ontology annotation, molecular function: peptide-methionine (S)-S-oxide reductase activity. NCBI's taxonomy places the organism in Eukaryota, Viridiplantae, Chlorophyta, Mamiellophyceae, Mamiellales, Mamiellaceae. Gene Ontology annotation, biological process: cellular response to oxidative stress. The transcript has a single exon. Gene Ontology annotation, cellular component: cytoplasm. The record is from RefSeq and is a predicted model, not a curated record. The coding region runs from base 1 to 792 and encodes 263 amino acids.